Molecule: messenger RNA, 969 nt
Organism: Wickerhamiella sorbophila
Lineage: Eukaryota; Fungi; Ascomycota; Dipodascomycetes; Dipodascales; Trichomonascaceae
Product: cAMP-independent regulatory protein pac2
Exons: 1
Coding region: 1-969 (322 amino acids)
Molecular function (GO): DNA binding
Source: RefSeq, a predicted model, not a curated record
AUGUAUUCCUAUUUUGGCUAUUGUCAGACGCAACUAGACUGCUUGAUUCUCUUUGAGGCAGCAAAGCAAGGGCUGAUUCCCAAGCGCAAAGACCGGCUCUCUCUUGCAGAGAGAGACAACAUCACUAGCGGAGCAAUUUUCAUCUGGGACGAACAAGAAACCGGUAUCAGAAGAUGGACUGACGGUAAAUUCUGGUCGACAUCCCGUGUACUCUGCCAUUUUUUGGUUUAUCGUGAGCUCGAUAAUAUCAAAAAGUCUGUAGGCUCUAGUGGCUGCCGAAUCAAGCCCUAUGGGCUUUGCAAACAAGCCACAAACAUUAUGAACGAUAAGUCCAACAAAAUACACCUGAUCGGAUACUACUCGAAACGCGAUGUCCGUAUGGGAAGACUGUUGCAACCCUCGAUGGAUCCCAAGUUCCAGGGUAUUGUUGCUGGGGUUAAGCUACAGCUACUAAAGAAGGAGAAUCAGGGUGGACAGGACUAUGAUAAGGAGAAAGUAGGCACGUGCAUACCUCAAGGAAGCGCAAACAGUUAUGGCUCUUCGUUCAUGGCUGCACCAUUAUCUCCACCCGACGAGUGGCGCGUGCAAUCUCCACACGACGAGUGGCGCGUGCAAUCUCCACACAAAACCUUAGAGAGCACACCAGCCACGAAAUCUGCUGUGCAAGCAGCCACACAGUCUAUGGACACCAAUACGCAAAUACAGGGCUCACAAUUUCACGCACCUUACGACCUACUUUCACGACUUACCCCACCCCUCCAAAGCACUGAAGGAUCUCCUAUUACACAACAGCAAACACAAGAGUUGAGGAUACAUCCCUCUGUAAAUUUGCUGGAGCCCAAACAAAUUGAAAGCAGCUGCCCCCCGCACCAGAUACUCCCCCAGCCUAAAAGUGACAAAGCCCUUGGUACACUUGCCGAGGACCGAAGGGUACUCCAGCUACUUGAUAGAAUGCUUGCUUUGAGCUAG